This is a messenger RNA of Haliotis rubra (blacklip abalone), 1350 nucleotides long. RefSeq names its product SET domain-containing protein 9-like. Gene Ontology annotation, molecular function: protein binding. The record is from RefSeq and is a predicted model, not a curated record. The transcript has 6 exons. NCBI's taxonomy places the organism in Eukaryota, Metazoa, Mollusca, Gastropoda, Lepetellida, Haliotidae. The coding region runs from base 73 to 876 and encodes 267 amino acids.
GAGACACAACCAAUAGGAAUUGAUAUUCAGUGCGAUCCUGUAAUAUGUCAGCGCCCAUGAUACAUUCGCGACAUGAUAAAGAGUGUAUUGAACAAAUGGAAACAAUACAAAUAUCGUUUUGUCCCAUGGAUAGCUUUUAAUCUGAAGGACAGAUCUGUGAGAGAAGUACCAAAAGGAGCAGAUGAUGCCAUUAUCUCCAACAAGGCUGUUGCCAAUUUUCUGCAAUGUUUCUUCAAAAGCCUCCAUGAGAAAGAAACAUCACCUAUCAAGGACAGACACACAAUAUUCAAGGAAAACCUUGACAUCAUGAUGAAGCAGCUUGGUUUUGUGACUGAAAGACAGUGUAGUCUGUUGGAAAAUGGGGGUCGAGGGGUGUUUGUGACAAGGGGCACAGUCCCAGCUAAAACCAUUGUGUCCAUGUACCCUGGGGCAGUGUAUGAGCAAUAUGAACCAAUAUUUUUUCAAAGUCUGGGAAAUUCAUUCAUAUUUCGGUGUAUAGAUGGAGUCCUUAUCGAUGGAAAUGACAAGAACUUGUCCAAACUCAUUUACAAGUCAUGUCAAGGGCGAGACAGAAUGGGUCCCUUUUUGUCGUGUGACUCCAGCUGGUUAACAGAGUCCCCUCACAAUCCAUUGGCUGUUGGCCAGUACGUCAACAACCAGUCUGCAAAAUACCCAGCCAAUGUGGCCUACCAGGAGUUUGACAUCCCGAGUGACUUCCCCUUUCAGCUCCUCAAGUAUAUUCCUAAUGUCCACUAUGGUGCUAGUACUGACAGUAUCACACAUGACAGACUGAUGAGAGUUGUGGUGCUGGUGUCAACACGAGACAUACAGUGUGGGGAGGAGCUGUUCUCUACCUACUUCACUGUAGUGCAGUAACCAUGGUAACAAUCAUAUACAUGGACAUACAGUGUGGGGAGGAGCUGUUCUCUACUUACUUGUGCAGUAACCAUGGUAACACAUCUUUUACAAGGACAUACAGUGUGGGGAGGAGCUGUUCUCUGCUUACUUCACUGUGGUGCAGUAACCAUGGUAACAAAUCUUAUACAUUGACAGCUGUUCUCUACUUACUUCUCUGUAGUGCAGUAACCAUGGUAAGACAUGUUCUACAUGGACAAGCAGUGUGGGGAGUAGCUGUUCUCCACUUACUUCACUGUGGUGCAGUAACCAUGGUAACACAUCGUUUACAUGGACAUACAGUGCGGGGAGUAGCUGUUCUCCACUUACUUCACUGUAGUGCAGUAACCAUGGUAACACAUCUUAUACAUGGACAUACAACUAGAAAUACAAGAUUCAAUGUGUGUGACAUUGUGCCAGAAAUAUAGUCUAUUAGAUGACCAACAUGUGCCAUAG